Xyrichtys novacula (pearly razorfish) is the source of this 2035-nucleotide messenger RNA. NCBI's taxonomy places the organism in Eukaryota, Metazoa, Chordata, Actinopteri, Labriformes, Labridae. The record is from the annotation of a GenBank genome assembly.
AUGCUGACAGAAAAUCUGGACACUGGGGAGAGAAAAUCUGAGCCGGGGGGUGAUGGCUUCAUGGCCGGCAGGUAUGGAGAAGGAAAACAUCUCUUAUUAUUUUAAAAAUCAAUAUCUGUCUUUAUUCUUCUACGGAGGCCCUCUGUGGACGUGCAUCUUUGUGUUUCCAUUUCCCAAAAUAAGAUUUCAGCUGUUUUCUAUAAAUAAAAGGUGGGAUCCUCUAAAGUUACAGACACAGAAAUAGGUUUUACUCUCCUGGUUUGUAGGCGAUGGCAUGUUGUGGUCUUAAACUGCACAUAUGUGGAGCGUAAAAAUUAUUAUAAAUAGUUUUAAAAGCCCAAAUGGAAUAAAAAAGCUCCAUAUAAACACCUCAGUCAGGAUAAACAGGCUGUCUGCAGACAAAUUAAUAUGCGGUUGUGGAGUUUUUAUUUCAGUUUUGUCCUAAAUAGUGAUUUUCUCCCAUGUGAGUCUUUUUUCUGAACGUGCACAUCUGGACUGUAAAUAUAUUUCUGCACCUAAAACACAGACGUCAAAGUCAGACUGGAGGACUGCAGUUUAUUUUUUACGAGAAACACUCAGAAACUUUAGAUAAUUUAACAUUUAGAUGUCAGGAAAAUACACAUCUGUUUAAGAAAAAAAUCCAUCAACAGGACAAAAAAAAGUGAUCAAAUGAAAAAAUAACUAUUCUCUGUUAAAAGAGGCAGAUAAACACAAAACUUUUUUAAAUCAGUUUGUAGGUUCAAUUAAAAACUAGAGCCAAUCAAAUCAAAUACCUUGUAAAUAAUAACAUCUUUAAUCUGAAUUAUUUUAAAAGAAUAAUAUUAAUGUGUCGACACAGACUAGCACUUUAUUUUUUGUUCUAUCUCCUAAAAAUAAAUUAUAAUUCAAAAACAAACUAUUUCUCUAAAUAAAUGGAUAAAUUAAUCCACUAGAAAAGGGCAAAAGGUCUUUUUCUCCCAACAUAAUUUAAAGGUUAGUCAUGAUCUAAAGAAAACAAAUGAAAUAUUCUCAUAAUCUGGGAAAACAAGCAGGAUUAUCCAGAGAUAACGAGAUAAAUAUGUCGAGAUCAUGACAGAAAAAAUAACAGAAACACACAUUUUGUUUCUGCAAAAUGAGAAAAAUUAAAAUCAAAGCUGCAUGUCCUCUUAGGGCCUCCGUACCAUCCCUGUUAAACGUGUCUGUAUGUAAAGAUACUGAUUUGCUCUCUCUUAUAUUAACUCCUGUAUCUCUCAGCAGCAGCAGCAGCAGUUCCCUCAGUGACCAGCAGAGGGCGGGGGGCAGCAGAGAGCUCUGUUUACAGAUCUGGAGGAUCACAAAAAGAGACAAAACAGGGAGACCUGAGCAGAGGUGAGAUCUGAGAAACACUUUACAUCAGUGUUUAAAGAGAAAGGAAAAAAAAUACUUUAUUAUUUUUAUAUUUUCAUUUAUAUUUAACACAAAUUCGGCCUUUUACAGUUAUUUUUUUCCAAUGAAGAGUGCUAAAUAUACAAAAAGAUUAGUUUCUCUGUAUUAUUAUUAUUUAGAUUUUUGUAGUUAUUAUGACUAUUAUUAUUUAUGUCAAUCAAACUCAUCUGUCACGGCAGGUGUCUCUUAUUUAUCUUCAGGCCUGUUGUGAUUUAUUACAGUGAAUUAUAGAGACAUUAGCUUCAGUGAGCCUGUUAAAAUCCUGCAGAUGUGUCUUAAAAACGGGCUCUCCUGUAGCUCAUCUAAAGACAAAGAAGACAACCUUUUUUUUUUUUCUUUUUGUUGUUGCAGCAGCAGCAGCUCAGACUCUCACUCCCGUCUGCACACCUCUGAUUAUUCAGACAGGCCUCAGUGCAACAGUCCUCAUAUCUCUGCUCACAUCAUGAUCACGUUACAGGAAUAUCUGCUGGUCAUUCAUCAAGAAGAAAUCCGCGUUUAUCUUUUUUUUUCUAUGAUUUUAUUAAAUUGUAAAGUCUGUAACGCCCACAUAUCUGUGUGUGUGAAUAUCGAGGCGUUUGUGCGUAAAAAUGUGGUCACAGAUACUUUCACGUGUGAAGAGAUCUGGAAAUAA